GUACGAUUACAGUUGGUGUACAAAGUUUGAAACAUUUCAAUUUAUUCAUUAUCAUUAUAAAUAACAACAAUGGGACGAAUACAAAUUGUUUAUUCACCUGAUGAAAAUGUAUCUGGACGAACUAACCAUCCUGGUAAACAGGUAGUUGAUCCACGUACUGGUAGGGUAAUCAAAGUGAAACGAGAAACUCCAGAUGAUUACUUGAAUGUAUUAAAACCUGUCAAAGGUCCAAAGCGUAUGGAAUUUAAUCCAUAUCUUCCUAAAACACUUACUCCAAAAGGAUAUGCCAAGUAUAAACUAAUGAUGAGUGUUGCAAGUAAACAAUACGAAACAUUAGUUAAACGUUUAAAAACUGAACGAACACUUUGGGAAGAUCCUGACUUUCCAGCUAACGAUUAUGCAAUUGGGAAUAUACCAAAUUUCAGAGAGAAAAUUGAAUGGAAACGACCACAUGAAAUUAAUCCAAAUGCUAGAUUUUUUGCUGGUGGAGCAAGUCGUUUUGAUAUUGAACAAGGGGCACUUGGUGAUUGCUGGUUACUUGCAGUAGUGGCUUCCAUAUCAGGAUACCCACAGCUAUUUGAUCAAGUGGUGCCUAAAGAUCAAGAAUUAAAAGGACCAGAUUAUGUUGGUGUUAUACGUUUUCGAUUUUGGAAUUUUGGUCAUUGGGUAGAAGUACUUAUAGAUGAUCGUCUUCCAGUUCGUCAAGGACGUAAUACACUCACUUUUAUGCAUUCUAGUGAUCCUACGGAAUUUUGGUCAGCCCUGUUAGAAAAAGCUUAUGCAAAAUUGAACGGUUGUUAUGCUCAUCUGUCUGGAGGAACACAAAGUGAAGCUAUGGAAGAUUUAACUGGUGGAAUUUGUUUAUCUAUUGAACUGAACCAAAAAGAACGUCCACAAGAUCUUGUAGAACAGCUUAAAAUUUAUGCUCAACGUUGUUGCCUUAUGGGUUGUAGUAUUGAUUCGUCAGUUAUGGAACAAAAAAUGGAUAAUGGACUUAUAGCUGGUCACGCAUACAGUUUAACAGGUGUAUAUCCUGUCAACUACCGAGGUCGCACUCAAUGGUUAAUGCGUUUACGUAACCCAUGGGGUGAUAGUCAUGAAUGGAAAGGUGCAUGGUGUGAUGGUUCACCUCAGUGGCGUGAAAUAAGUGAACAAGAAAAGAAAAAUAUUAACUUGAGCUUCACUGCAGAUGGAGAAUUUUGGAUGUCAUAUGAAGAUUUUGUUACGUGUUUUACACGAGUGGAAGUAUGUCAUUUAGGUCUUGAAAGUUUAGAGUAUCAUGAAAAUUUCCGUGGGAAAAGACGAUUAGACGAAGCUAUAUUCUCUGGUCAGUGGCAACGUAACGUUAAUGCUGGUGGUUGUAUUAAUAAUCGCUCUACCUAUUGGACGAAUCCACAAUUUCGCAUUACUGUUGAAGAUCCAGAUCCUGAUGACGAUGAUAAUAAAUGUUCAGUGCUUAUUGGUUUAAUGCAAAAAGAUAUCAGGAAGAAAGUUGGAGCAGAUUUUCAACCUAUGGGUUUUAUGGUUUAUAAUGCACCUGAUGAUUUAAACACUUUAUUAUCACGUGCACAACUUUUAACUAAAUCUCCAAUAGCUAAAUCACAAUUUAUUAAUACACGUGAAGUUACUGCACAAUUUCGUGUACCACCAGGAUCAUAUGUUAUUAUUCCAAGUACAUUCGAUCCAAAUAUUGAAGCCAAUUUUGUAUUACGUGUAUUCUCACAAACAAGUAUUACAGAACAAGAACUUGAUGAAGACAAUACUAACAAAGGUCUACCAGACGAUGUUAUUGAAGCUUUGAAAUUAGAAGAUACUUUAUUAGAUGAAGAUCAAGAAAUUGAAAAAAAAUUUAUGGCUAUCCGUGAUCCAAAAACUAAAGCUAUAAAUGCUGUUAAAUUGGCUGAACUUUUAAAUAAUAGUACAUUACAAGAUAUCCCUAACUUUCAAGGAUUUAAUAAAGAAUUAUGUCGUAGUAUGGUUGCGUCUGUAGAUAAUAACCUAACAGGUCAAGUUGAAUUAAACGAAUUUAUGGAUCUUUGGAUACAAGCUAAAGGAUGGAAACAUAUUUUCAUAAAACAUGAUGUUGAUGAAAGUGGUUAUUUCAGUGCAUAUGAAUUCCGUGAAGCAUUGAAUGAUGCAGGUUAUCAUGUGAGUAAUCGAUUAAUCAAUGCCAUUAUAAAUCGAUAUCAAGAUCCUGGAACAGAUAAAAUCAGUUUUGAAGAUUUUAUGUUAUGUAUGGUUCGACUUAAAACUGCUUUUGAAACAAUUGAAGCACAUCCAAAAAAUCUUGAAGGUACAUCACUUUUCAGUGCUGAAGAUGUAAGUUACAGAAUUCUUUUUUUUUUCUUUAAGGUAAACUAGUAGUUUUUUCCACAUACACAAGUUUGUAGUUAUUCAAAUUAGUUAAGUCUUUGAUUGAACCUAUUUGCCAGACAGAUAAUGUUAUUUUAGUCCAUAAUAAUUCGCCUAUAUUAUAUAUAUAAUACUUGUCUUAAUGAGUAAAUAAGACUGGGAUGUAUGUGGCAGUCUACAUAUCACGCGCUUAAAUGUUAUAAUUACUGGGAGGUUUAAUGUCGCGUUAGUGAACAUACAAAUAUCUGCUUCUAAAACUACAUUAAUACACUAAGUUUCUCGUUUUGCUGUAUUCUGAUAGUACAAUGUAAGCUUUGUUCUGAAAUAAACAUUUUUGACAAAUUUGCUAUGGCUUCUUGAAACUAUACACUGUCGAGGAAUUAAAAUGAUUAUGGUUGUCCGGUCGUUCGAUCCACGAAGUAUAAGGAUGGUUGCACGGGUAUUCACAAUAAUAUGUUUUUUACAUAAUUUGACCACAAUUCAACGAAAUUAUAUGUAUACAAAACCAAGCUGAUCACCAAAAUUAUUUGACUGAACUGAUGAUCUAUAAAUAUUACUAAGACUUACUUACAUAAGCCUGCUACCCCACAUGGAGGAAUAUAGGCCGCUCACCAGGAUUCUUCACCUAACUCUGUCCUCGACAAUCAUUCGCAGUUGUUUUCAGAUGCUAUCCAUUAUUUUGAUGUCUGCUUUCAGUUCCUACAACAAUGUGUUCCUUGGUCAUACAUUUUUCUUUUUUCCUUCAAGAUUUCAUGUUAAAAAGUUUACAUACAAAUAAUUAAGUUUAAAUUUUAUCAGUUGGUAUUCAGAUAUUGAUGGGUUAAGAGUUUAAACUACUACAAAAUGUAAAAGUCUAGGACGAUUGGGGUGCAAACGAUUUCUUUACUCUUGAAAACUAUUUAAUUAAUAUUAAAUCUUUUCUGGUUAUUAUGCCACAAAACCGAACAAUUCUAAUGACAUGAAGUCUUUGAAAUCAUCCAAUCAGUUUGAAAACAAAGUGGAAGAUUAAAUUUAUUUCAUAUAUGAUGAACUGCCUAAAUUAAUUUGAUAAUAAAUUAUUUUAAAAAAUAAUGUCAUUCAAUAGUGUUGGCCUCUCUAUUCAGCACGUUCUAGUUAAAACCCUUCCAUUAUCCCUCUUGAUAAUAUAGUCAGUGUCUAUGUCAAGUAAAAAUAAUCUCUUCAUUUAUGUCACAAGUACUUUGACGUUCUUUUAGAAGGUAAUAGUAAAUUUGAUAUAUUUCGAUAUGUCUAAUGAUUGUAGAUCAAAUUAAUUGUCAUUUUCUUAACAAACCUCUACCACACUCAGAUUUUACCUAAUCUGGAAUUAAGUUCUCAUAAUAAUAUUGUCCAAAAUGAUGUUGGAAGAUUAACAACUUAUCCAUCCAACUAAAAGACCAUCCGAGCUAUAAAUUUCUAUAUCAAUUUAACAAUAAUUUUCCCUUAUCAUAUCACCAUGAAUUGAUGAUCAAAGUGAAAGCAGACGUUUUCUCCCCAGAAUUCAUAGAGAUGCUACACUAAUAAAUAUCAUUUAAUUCAGUAUUUUAAACCAUCUAACUUAUCAAAAACAUCACUUUUCUCGAUUGACAGAAUCUAACUUAAACAGAAGACUGAAACGUGGAAUUGCUUUUUUUAAAUAACUAGAUCUAUUAAAUUCUCAGCAGUUAACAGAUACUACUUAAGUCAAUAAGUAUAAUUAAUAAAUUAUAUUUGUUUAUGAUUGAGAUCAUGAACCGAUUGUUAGACCACCGUUGGAAACCUGGAAACACUGGACGGCCGUUUCGUCCUAUUGGUUGAUGUUAGACACUAACACCAUUGGAUACCAGCAUCAAUCGGUUCAUGAUUUCAAUCAAAAACUUAAUAAUCUCCACAACCUCUAUACUGAUGUAUUUGUUUAGUUUAAUCUAUAUACGUCUGUUUACUUUACUAUGAAUAACUAAUGAAAAAGAACAACAAUUAAUAAUCUAUUUCUGUUUAUGUUGACCAACAUUUUUUCCACAUUUUAGUAUCUACGAUUUUCAGUUUAUAUUUGAUUCUGUCGAAAAAAACAUCUACGGAAUUGGACGAACCCCCUGACAAUUUACUUCUCACUAUCUUUUCUCGUUACAAUCAUAUGUUUAUUUAUUUUUAUUCAAUUUAGAAAUCUAUAUAUUUAGACAAAGAAACAUAUCAUGCCUUUUUGUUCAAACAAUGGAACUUUUAAUAUAACGACAAUAAUAUAUCAUAUUAAUU
Schistosoma mattheei is the source of this 4581-nucleotide messenger RNA. The record is from the annotation of a GenBank genome assembly. Lineage: Eukaryota; Metazoa; Platyhelminthes; Trematoda; Strigeidida; Schistosomatidae.